AUGGAAGUUUUCAAGGAGCUAACACGUCGGGAUGCUGUAAAAGCUUUGUCGCACGAGUUGGAAUUUCUCACUUCGGGCAUUCCCGACAGCCUGACAACUGAAAAGGAAAGCUUUGCGAGUCAGAUGAACGCUUUUCAGAACCUCUUCAAACGUUUCAUUGAGACAACUGAGGAUAUUGACUGGGAGAAAAUUAAGCUCCUUCCUGAUGAAGUGCUCAAACCCUACAAUAAACUGCCAAAGGUCACUGACCCCGCUAUUAUAAAGGAGCAACUGAACAAGCUCGUUGUUAUUAAGCUUAAUGGUGGUUUGGGUACCAGUAUGGGAUGUACGGGUCCCAAGUCUCUCAUAUCAGUGAGAAAUGACUUAACAUUUUUGGACUUGACCAUUCAGCAAAUUGAGAAUCUCAAUACAACUUAUGGAUGCAAUAUUCCGCUUGUCCUGAUGAACUCUUUCAAUACUCAAGAAGAGACUGUAAAAAUAUUGCGCAAAUACCAGAAGGUCAAUGUCGAAAUUGAAACAUUCGUACAAAGCAUGUAUCCUCGCUUAAAUCGGGAAUCAUUGCUGCCCAUUGUGAAGCAGGUUGAUCCUGCUCUCCUUGUAGGAUCCAAGAAGACAGAAAACUACGACAUUCCGGCCGUCGACCUCUCUGGUUGGUACCCCCCAGGCCAUGGUGAUGUGUAUCGCCGUUUCUGUCAGUCAGGGUUAGCUGAAAAGAUGCGCAAGGCGGGCAAGGAGUGGAUAUUCAUUUCUAAUAUUGACAACCUUGGUGCCUGUGUUGAUCUGAACAUCCUCAAUUUUCUAACCUCGAACCCCUCAUCUGCGCCUGGCUUCGUUAUGGAGGUGACUGAUAAAACCAGAGCUGACGUCAAGGGUGGCACUCUUGUCGGCUAUGAAGGCCGCCUUCGAUUGCUGGAAAUCGCGCAAGUUCCCCGUGACCAUGUAGACGAAUUCACGAGUGUGCGCAAGUUCCGCAUUUUCAAUACGAAUAACUUGUGGGCGAAACUAUGCGAGGUUGAGGAGCUCGUGAAGAACGACCAAAUGAAUAUGGAGGUGAUCCGCAAUCCCAAAACCCUCGAUUCUGGCAUCAACAUCAUUCAGCUCGAGGAGGCCGCGGGUGCAGCCAUUCGUAACUUCAAAGGAGCCAUCGGUAUUAAUGUGCCUCGUAGCCGUUUCCUUCCGGUGAAGACGACCUCCGAUCUUUUGCUUCUCAUGUCCAACCUCUAUACUCUUGACAAAGGCAACAUCAUCAUGUCGCCUAAGCGCUCCUUCCCAACAGUGCCUCUUGUGAAGUUAGGCGAUGAAUUCAAAAAGGUGAAGGAAUUUUUGUCUCGCUUCUCGAGCAUCCCAGACCUUCUGGAACUGGAUCAUCUGACAAUCGCCGGUAAUGUACAAAUCGGCCAGGACGUCUCUCUCAAGGGGACUGUUAUAAUAAUCGCAAACCACGGUGAAAAGAUAUGCAUCCCCAAGGGCUCCCAAUUGGAGAACAAAAUUGUUUCCGGUAAUCUACACAUCUUGGACCACUAG
Messenger RNA from Mesocestoides corti, 1524 nucleotides. The record is from the annotation of a GenBank genome assembly. NCBI's taxonomy places the organism in Eukaryota, Metazoa, Platyhelminthes, Cestoda, Cyclophyllidea, Mesocestoididae.